This is a messenger RNA of Megachile rotundata (alfalfa leafcutting bee), 595 nucleotides long. RefSeq names its product larval cuticle protein LCP-17. Gene Ontology annotation, molecular function: structural constituent of chitin-based larval cuticle. Lineage: Eukaryota; Metazoa; Arthropoda; Insecta; Hymenoptera; Megachilidae. Gene Ontology annotation, cellular component: chitin-based extracellular matrix. The record is from RefSeq and is a predicted model, not a curated record.
GUAUAAAAGCACAUUCGUGUCACUCAGACUACACAUUUGACAUCGUAGCUUCUUCUGUGGGAUUAACACAGUGACUUGUUUCUUUCAUCUCAAAAUGAAGUUCCUCAUCGUUUCGCUCGCUGUUUUGGCCGUUGCUUCAGCCGAUGUGCCCCAUCAACCGCCCGCAGCAAUUUUGAAACAGGCCCAAGACAUAUCACCAGACGGAUCCUAUUCUUACUCCUACGAGACUGAUAACGGGAUUUAUCACGGUGAAAGUGGAACCCUGGUAGCGUCCCAUGCUAAAGACGGUACUCCUUUCGUGGUUGCUCAAGGACAAUAUCAGUACACGUCUCCUGAUGGAACACCGAUUGCCGUGAAAUACGUUGCCGACGAAAAUGGCUUCCAACCUGAAGGCGAACACAUUCACCAAAUUCCACCUUUGAUCCAGAAGGCUAUCGAAUACAUCAGAGCUCACCCACCAUCAACGGAACAUCCUCAUUUGUAAACUAAUCGCCGAUAUCGCUUUACUUUUACAUGUUUUGUCAUGCCUCUACAGUUACAUGUAUACUGAUUGUUCUCAUGUGGAACGUUGGUUAAUAUAAUUGUUUCUGGAAAA